AGGAGGGAAGAGGGAGGAGGGGGAGGUAGUGUGUGUGUGUGUGUGUAUGAGAGAGAGAGAGAGAGAGAGAGAGAGGGAGAGAGCCUAGGCGAUGAGCCAGCUUACAUCAAGCAAGUAAGAGGGAGAGCACGAAAGAGAGAGGAGCAUUCCUUCUCGUUUCUUCUACCUGAGCACAGAAGCGAGGGAUUUACACAUCGCAGCCUUUCCUCCCCUGCACAGCCGAACAAAAGGGCGGGGAGGGGUUUUAGGGGGAACAUUGGAGGUCUUUCAGCGGAUAUCGGCGGCUGUCAGAGAGAGAGGGAAAGAGAGGGGGGGAGAGAGAGAGAGAGAGAGAGCAGAGAGAGGGGCGAGAGGGGAUCAUGCCGUGCCCGAGAGGCGCAGCGGCGUGCCUCGCAGGGCGGCGUGAGCGUCAUUCGAGGAGGGGGACGUCCGGGGCGCCCGCCGCCGCCGCUCCACGCCAUGCCCGGGACUAGGAACCGGCAGGAGCCUCGCUGAAGACAUGGCCCAGGCAAAAGGGCGGAGAGAUGGGAUUUCGUCGUCCAACGAGAACGCGCGGCCGGUGUCGGGAGAGGGGCUGGCCUGGCAGGGCCCGCGGACCGUGGUCCUCCACAAGAACUCCCAGGGCUUCGGCUUCACGCUGCGCCACUUCAUCGUGUACCCGCCGGAGUCCGCCCUGCACACCAGCCUCAAGGAUGAGGAGAACGGGAACGGGAAGGGCUACCAGCGAGGUCGGCUGGAGCCUAUGGACACCAUCUUUGUGAAGAACGUGCGAGAGAGAGGCCCCGCCCACCAAGCCGGCUUGUGCACAGGGGACCGGCUGGUGAAGGUCAACGGGGAAAGCGUCCUGGGGAAGACCUACUCCCAGGUGAUCGCCCUGAUCCAGAACAGUGAGAGUGUCCUGGAGCUAUCUAUCAUGCCAAAAGAUGAAGAUGUGCUGCAGCUGGUAAGUGCGUACUCCCAGGAUGCCUACCUGAAGGGCAAUGAGCCGUACACGGGCGGAGCCCAGAACCUUCCGGACCCGCCGCCCGCCUCCUACCCUCGCGGCAAGACCCAGCAGCCCCCCGCCGGGUCCCCUCCCAUGGGCCAGAACCAGCUGGACAACUGGGCCUGCGGGCCGUCCCCUCCGCUGGACAACCGCUCCGGCGCGGGCGGCGCCGGGGGCCGGCAGGAGGGGCGGGGCCCGGAGCCGGGGGCGGGCCCCGGAGCCGUCAGCCCCGCCCAGCACGGCGCGAGCGGGCCGCCGGCGCGGGGCCGCUCGUCGUCCUCGGGGUCGGCCCUGGCGAGCCCGCUGUACUUCCACUUCGCCAACCACAACGCCGCCAUCGCCUCGGCCUCGCAGCCCCACCCCCACCCCCACCCCCGCGGCGCCGGCGGCGGAGGCCUGAGCAACAGCGAGCGCUGCCAGCAGGCCCUGACGGACUGGUACUACAGCCAGGUGCCCGAGCGCGCCGCCGUGUCCGCCAUGCCCCCGCGCCACCGCAGCUACUCGCAGGACCGGCUGGCCGAGCUGGGGGCGGGGCUGGGCCACCACCGGGCCGGCUGGCCCCACAGCGCCUCCCAGGACACCCUGCUGCUGCUGCAGCAGCCCGGCUCCGCCCCCCACGCCGACCCCUACUGGGGCUGGGGCGCCCCCUACGGGCAGCCCACGUGCCGGGCGCGCUCGGAGAACCAGCUGGCGGCCGCGUACGAGCGCUACGGCCGCUCCACGGAGGCGCUGGACCGGGCGGCGGCAACGGCGCUGGUCUCGCCCCGGCUGGAGCGGCCGGCCUGGCUGCAGCAGGCCCCGCCCGGGGCCGAGGGCCAGCAGAGGCCCUCGGGGAACCACCGCGACGGCGCUGCGGCGCCCCCCGCUGGCCGGCAGACCCAGCAGCAGCAGCAGCAGCAGCAGCAGCAGGCGGCGGCGGGCCGCUCCCAGCCGCGCCGGCUCCCGCCGCAGACGAUGGACGACCAGCCGGUGGGCUACCGCAGCUACAGCCCGUCCUUCUACCGCAAGGCGGGCCGCCUGAUGCAGGCCCACUCCUUCAGGGACCCCGCCUACUCGGGGCCCCACUUCUCCUGGACGCCCACCCCCAAAACCAGCCCCCCGGACGGCGUCUCGCCCGCCCCGCCCCCGCCCGGCUCCUCGUCCCCGCCCGACCCCCGGGACGGGACGGACCGCGAGCGGGCGGGGCCGGGGCUGGAGGUGGGCGUGGCCCAGGCUCAGGAGGUGGUGCUGCGGCAGAAGCCGCCCACUGGGAGGCGGACCUCCCACGCCCUGCGCCACCCGCACUACGCGCUGCCCGUCGACGCCGCCGAGCCGCCCGGCUUCCCCGCCGAGCCCCGGGACGCCGCCGCCGCGCCCGCCGCCCCGCCCCCGGGAGACGCCCCCGCCCGCCGAGCCAAUGGCAGCUUGCCUCCUCUCCCGGUGGAGGACGACUCGCUGGCCUCCAUCCCGUUCAUAGAUGAGCCGACGAGCCCGAGCGCCGACCUGCGUGCCCGCCACGUGCCCGCCUCCUCGGUGGUAUCCAGCGCCAUGAGCUCCGCGCCCGUCGUCACCACCAGCCCCGUCUCCCCCACCUUCACUUUCCCCCUCACAAGGCUCUUCUCCCACGACUGCAGCAGUAUCAAGGCCAGCCGUCGCUCUUCCUACCUGCUGGCCAUCACCACGGAGCGCUCCAAGUCAUGUGACGAGGGCCUGAACACCUUCCGGGAGGAGGGCCGCGUCUUCUCGAGACUACCAAAAAGAGUUAAAAGCUUUUUCACUGAUGGGUCCCUGGACAGCCUGGGCUCCGCUGAGGAAGCCCGCUCCAAGCGCCACUCCACCUCGGAGCUGGGAAACAUCUCCUUCAGCGACGUGCGCAAGGAGGGCUGGCUGCACUACAAGCAGAUCCUCACCGAGAAGGGCAAGAAGGUGGGCGGCGGCAUCCGGCCGUGGAAGCACGUGUACUCGGUGCUGCGCUCGCACUCGCUCUUCCUCUACAAGGACAAGCGGGAGGCGGUCAUGCACAGCGCGGCGGCGGCCGGCAGUGGGGCCGGGGGGGCGGGCCACGGCGAGGACGAGCAGCCAAUCAGCAUCCGCGGCUGCCUGGUGGACAUCGCCUACAGCGAGACCAAGCGCAAGCACGCGCUGCGCCUGACCACGCAGGACUUCUGCGAGUACCUGCUGCAGGCUGAGGACCGCGACGACAUGCUCGGCUGGAUCAAGGUCAUCCGCGAGAACAGCAAGACCGACAGCGAGGAUCUGAGCUUCUCUCGGCAAGCACUUAUCAAUAAGAAGCUGAACGACUACAGGAAGCACAGUCCAACGGGCAGCAAGCCGGACGCCUCCCCCAGGGUCCCCCGCAUGAAGCCGCCGUUCCUCCUGGCCAAGAUGGAGAACGCCACGGGGGCUCCCCGCUCGCCCAAACCGGACGGCAAAGACGAGAGCAGCCCCCCCAAGUCGCCGUGGGGGAUCAACAUCAUGAAGAAGGCCAAGAAGUCCGGGCCCAAGGCCUUCGGGGUGCGACUGGAGGACUGCCAGCCUGGCAUCAACAACAAGUUCAUCCCCCUGAUAGUGGAGAUCUGCUGUGGGCUGGUGGAGGACAUGGGCCUGGAGUACACUGGGAUCUACAGAGUCCCCGGGAACAACGCCGUGGUGUCCAGCCUGCAGGACCAACUCAACAAGGGCGUCGAUAUCAACCCCACAGAAGAGAAAUGGCAAGAUCUGAAUGUUAUCAGUAGUUUGCUCAAGUCCUUCUUCAGGAAGCUUCCGGAACCCCUGUUCACGGAUGACAAGUAUAACGACUUCAUUGAUGCGAACCGCAUGGAGGACACAAAGGACAGGCUGAAGACCAUGAAGAAACUGAUCCACGACUUGCCGGAUCACUACUACCACACCUUGAAGUUCUUGGUGGGCCACUUGAAGACAGUAGCAGAUCAUGCAGAGAAGAAUAAGAUGGAGCCGCGUAACCUGGCCCUGGUUUUUGGCCCCACGCUGGUACGCACCUCGGAGGACAACAUGACCGACAUGGUGACCCACAUGCCCGACCGCUACAAAAUCGUGGAGACGCUCAUCCAGCACCAUGCCUGGUUUUUCAACGAGGGGUUGGACAAGGACGAGAAGACCCCGGUGGACACGGCGGACCUUCAGCCCGUCCCGAACAUCGACCACCUGCUGUCCAACAUCGGGAGGACGGGCGUGAUGGGGGAGGCCUCAGACUCAACCAACAGCGACUCAGCUAAAUCCAAGGGCUCAUGGGGGUCAAAGCGGGAUCUGAACGCCAAGGACUUCCUCUCGCUGUCCAUCAUAUCCGCCGUCACCCGCAAGCGCAAGAAGCGGCCCAACGCCCGCCUACUGGGCAGCAGCACGGACGAGGACUCGGAGCACGAGCCGGUCAAGGCCAACCGGGGGGGGCGGGGCCCCGAAACGCCCAAGCCGCAGGGGGCGGAGGGGGCGGGGGGAGGCGACACGGCGCCCAGAGCGGAAGGCGAGGAGGACGAAGAGGAGGAGGAGGAGGAAGAGGAGGAAGACGGGAAAGGAAAAGGGGAGGAGGUGGAGGAGGAGGAGGAGGAGGAGGAGUCCCCGGGGAGGCGGUGCGAGGAAGAGGAGGAGGUCGCGGCGGAGGACGGCGGGGUGGGGGCCAAGGCGCGGCCCUGGCGGGGCCCGGAGGACGCGCGCUCCAUCGUGUCGGGCUACUCCACGCUCUCCACGCUGGGCCGCAGCCUGGCCUCGGAGGGCCGCGGGGACGAGGCGGACGACGAGCACAGCGAGCUGGUGAGCGAGACGGACAACGAGAGCGGCUUCGCCUCGCGCUCCCUCACCCAGGAGCGGCCCGAGAAGCCGGCCCGCCCGCCGCGCAGCUUCCUGUACUCCCACUGCAAAGCGCCCGGCUCCGCCCCCGGCCCCGCCCCCAGCCCUGGCCCCGCCCCCGCGGCCCGCGGGCCUCCCCGCCGCACCUCGGACCCGGGCGACGGGAGGGAGGGCAGGGCGCGCUCGGCCACGCCCUCGUCCUCCUCCUUCUGCUCCUCCGCCGCCUCCUCCGCCCCGCACAGGCUCCACAGCCGGCCCUCCUUCAACUCCCACAAGCUGAUCCAGUGCGACACGCUGGCGCGCAAGAAGCUGAAGGGGGACAAGGCCAAGGCCCGCUCCCUGGACCUGGAGCUGCUGGCCCCCGCCUGCGUGGAGGAAGGGGUGGGGCCUCAGGCCGCUCGGGAGGCGGGCCCCGGCGCCAAGGCCUCGUCGAGCGGCAGCCAGGAGAGCGUGCGCCCGGCCCCGGCCCCGGCCCCGGCUCCGCCCCCCAACCCCGCCCCCGACUCCGCCCCCCACAGGGCGAACGAGGCGGCCUCCUUCUCCCCCGGCGGGGGCGGGCAGGCCUCGCUGGCGGAGCAGGUGAGGGCGCGGCUCCUGGGCUCGGCGGAGGACGUGCGGGGCGUGGGCCUGCGCAAGCCCGUCUCCCCGGAGACGCGGCGCAAGAAGAGGGCGUGGCGCCGGCACACCGUGGUGGUCGGCACGGUCGGGGCGGGAGACGCGGCCGACGCCCCCCCCGCGGACGACGUCGCCCCCGGCGACGCGCCCCCGAACGCGGACGCCGUCGCCCCCGUCGCGGACGGGCACGUCGGCGUCAAGCCCAAGGGGUCCCACCGAGGUCACGAGCAGCACGCCGUCGGACAGUCCGUCCGCCUCGACCCGGAGCUCACCACCGGCCCGGCACAGCGCGCUCCGGCUUCCAGGUUCCACCAGUACCUGUAGGGGGCGCCACCGAGCCGUGGAGAAUAAAAGAAAGGCCAGGGUGUUAUCCCAGGCACGCUAGGCUCCUGUAUACCGGUGCCCCUGGACAAGCUCCAAUGAAACGGCUCUAAGAUAGCUGUAGCCCGUGACAGUAGGGGGCAGCAGAGAGGUGGCAGACAGAGAACAGGUGCAGUCGCUUUAGUUCCAACAACAGAGCUGCAAGCCUGUAAUUAUAACACCAAACGCUUCCAUCGCCUCAUUCCUAUUGGCCAUACUGGCCUGGCAGGAGCAGUGCAGUGUUGCCAAAGCCUCUGCAAACAGUCGAGUCCUGUAACCGGAUAUGAUAGCGGCGAGGCGCGCGUUGUAACGGCCUUGUCUUCUGGCCAAGUGUGUUUUUUGUUCACCCCUCCAGUGCUGGAGGAGGGCACGAGCGGCAGCCAGCGAGCCCAGCCAGGCAGAUCUUUCUGGGCCUACAGAGCGCCCUGUGGCUUAGCGGAGAAGUGACUGUGCUCCAUUACCAAGGUGAUUCAGUCACACUCGGGGGGCAACCGAGGACACACAAGUACACAAACAGACACACACACACACACGCUCACAGACACACACACACACACAAAGAGCAGCCCUGACAGUAUUACACACACACUGCUACAGCAGGAGCACAAUGUGAGGUGGGGGAAGAGCCCCAGUGGUAUUUGACCCCCUUGUUUCACGCGAGUUAGAAAGCCCUGACGCUUCUUUGUUUUUGAACAUUUUCGUUCUCCUCGUUGCUCUGACGGACUACGGAAGUUAGCUACUCGUUUAGCUUCUUCGCAAAAGUGCAGUGUGAGAGGCUUUGCCCCGAGCUCCCCUGCUCCCCCCCCCCCCCCCCCCCC
This is a messenger RNA of Anguilla anguilla (European eel), 6561 nucleotides long. Its product is annotated as rho GTPase-activating protein 23-like. Gene Ontology annotation, molecular function: protein binding. Lineage: Eukaryota; Metazoa; Chordata; Actinopteri; Anguilliformes; Anguillidae. The transcript has 24 exons. Bases 500 to 5707 code for a protein of 1735 amino acids. The record is from RefSeq and is a predicted model, not a curated record. Gene Ontology annotation, biological process: signal transduction.